This is a messenger RNA of Saccostrea cuccullata (small rock oyster), 671 nucleotides long. Its product is annotated as FAD-linked sulfhydryl oxidase ALR-like. NCBI's taxonomy places the organism in Eukaryota, Metazoa, Mollusca, Bivalvia, Ostreida, Ostreidae. Gene Ontology annotation, cellular component: mitochondrion. Gene Ontology annotation, molecular function: flavin-dependent sulfhydryl oxidase activity; flavin adenine dinucleotide binding. The record is from RefSeq and is a predicted model, not a curated record. The transcript is spliced from 3 exons. The coding region runs from base 3 to 494 and encodes 163 amino acids.
AAAUGGCUGCGCCCAGGGAAGACACAGAGGAGACACACUAUGGAUCUGCAACUAAGCCUUGUACGGCCAGAACGUGUUUUGAUUUUGCCACAUUCAUGAAAAUGCAAGGGAAGACUAUUGAAAAGAAAAUGGAAAAGAACAACAAGAAGCAAAAAGAAUGUCCACUUGACAAAGACAGUUUAGGGCGAAACACGUGGUCUUUCCUCCACACAAUGGCGGCUUACUAUCCGGAGAGACCAUCUGAAACACAGCAGAAAGACAUGUCCAAUUUCAUCCAUCUUUUCUCCAAGUUUUUCCCUUGUGACUUCUGUGCAGAGGACCUUCGCAAGGAACUGAAGACCAACAAACCAGAAACAGGAUCACGUGAAGAGCUCUCUCAGUGGAUGUGUAGAUUACAUAACAAAAUAAACAAAAGAAUCGGGAAACCUGAGUUUGACUGUAAUCUCGUGGACGAGAGAUGGCGAGAUGGAUGGAAAGACGGAAGUUGUGGAUAACCAAAUUUAUAUUUAGGGAACCGUUAACUGUGAUAUUCCAAUGGCAUUUUAUAUUUUCACUUUACUUAACUCAAAACGAAGAGGGGGUGAGAGAAAGAGGGAGAGAGAUUGUACAUAUCUGUUUAUUAUACACGUUUGUGUAUCAUAAAUAAAUUGGCAUUGUUAGCAUUUAUAUAU